UAAAGUAAAGAUCGGACCUGGGCAAAAUAUGGUGCAUGGCCAACUCAUCUUUACUUCACCUUUGCCACUGCAAUGAACCCUCCUGCAGUGACAAGUUAGACUAUAUGGAAUACGACAUAAACAAUCAGCUUAAUGACACUGGCUCCAUGUGACACUUUAUUUAUUUGCACCUUAGGAAGGUUGGCCGACUGGGAUUUGACCUUAGGGAAAUACUUUGUAGAUUCUAUUAGAAAUACACAAUAGAUACACUCUAAUUGCAUUAUAGUGCUACUUCCACUGACUGUAAAAGGCCGUUUGUCAACCCGUUCCCCAUUGAGCACACACCCGUCAGUUACACUGACUUCACACUUUACACAACUUCAAACAUCCGUCCUUACACUUACACCACCUGCCUAACUGUCACGUACCUCACUGCCACUCCUACGUACACCCUCAUACAGAUUUGUCAGUUACCUCUCACUGUAGCUGAAGUUCUUUUACGGAAGCUUCAACGUGGAAGUUUACACAUUACACUGGAUGGAUUGGAAAAAUGACCCACGUUGUGGACAGCAGAUGUCCAUUUAUAGGUGGAAAAUGUUAGUGUGCAUUUCAGAUGUGAAGAAGGAAUUCUUUGUUUGUGAUAAAGUUACUGUUUUGUUUCUAACGCUGAAAAAUUAACUACAGACAUUUUGCCCCAAACCACUGACAACCAAGCCACUACACAACAAAGAUGUGUUGUUGUAGGUGACUUUUUUACGUAGACUCCCUCCUGAAGGCCUCCUUUCAGAAGAGUGCUUUUGUACUUUUCAGUUCUCUGAUGGUUUAUCUUCUCUGGCAGAAACCUAAACAGCAGCAGUACUGAUGUAUCUGCCUGUCACUGCUGCUGUUGGGUUGUUCUAAAGGUCGUCAUCAUCCUCCUAAGAGUUAUGCACAGCCCAUAUGUACAAGUUGAAACCACUUCCUCCUACAUCACACAGUCAGGAUGUUCACCCAUGUUCUUCUUCUUUGUCUUUCUCUCCAUGUCUGGUGUGCGGCUCAAGUUCCAGACUGCAGUGAUGAGAGGAGUUGGUUUGUCAUGACGGGUCAGGACUUACGUCUGAAUGUCACGGCUCCUGUCGUCCUGAGUAGACGUGAUCUGUUUAGAUGGACGUUCAACAGAACAUAUUUUAUAGUAACUAUUUUUGAUGAUAAUGAUACAGAACAAGGUGACAGUUAUACAGACAGGGCCUUCAUUUCUGCAGAAAACAAGUCACUGCUUUUAAAGAACACACAAAACAAUGACAGUGGACUGUACCGUGCUGAGCUUCAAACAAGACGUAAAAUAAAGUGUUUGGUUCAAUACCAGGUCAUGGUCCAAGACAUGGUGUCGAGACCAAAUCUGGUCGUCACCCGUGUGUCCAGCAGCUCAGCUCACUGUGACCUGAAUGUGACCUGCAGCACAGCAGACUCUGAGCUCAUCACCAACUCUGUUUCAUGUAACUCCAGUGACUGCAGUCUGCAGGAGACAGAGACAUCCAGGGACACAGUCUCUGGUGCUGUCCUUAGUCUCUUCCUGUCACAUGACAACUUAGUUGUAUGUCAGCUCAGCAACAAUGUCAGUCAGCGAAGAAUUACAGAAGAAAUCCUUCAGCUCUGCUUCACAGACAGUGGUUCCAGAUUCUUCAUCAUUAUUGGAUCUGUUGUUGGGGUCACUGUGGUGAUUUGCCUUGUUGUCAUUUUCAUCUUAUUUUACAGGAAACAUAGACCAGCUACUGCAACAGCUGGAAAUACGAUUUAUGAAGUUCCUCAGAUUUUCCAGAGUCCAAUCUCAUCCAGGCCUGAGAAUCCCAAAGAACUUGACACAGUCUAUGCCACAGCGGAAUGGCCUAAGGAGGCAGCCACGCCGACAGUAGAGACACUGUACGGCAAAGUCACCAGUUACAGAAGAGUCGACUGAGUCACAAGGACAAAUUCUACAAAUUGACAAAUUUUCACAAAUGUCAAAACAAACACACGACCAACAUGGUGACA
Messenger RNA from Cynoglossus semilaevis (tongue sole), 1989 nucleotides. RefSeq lists its product as uncharacterized. The record is from RefSeq and is a predicted model, not a curated record. The coding region runs from base 962 to 1915 and encodes 317 amino acids. NCBI's taxonomy places the organism in Eukaryota, Metazoa, Chordata, Actinopteri, Pleuronectiformes, Cynoglossidae. The transcript has 7 exons. Gene Ontology annotation, cellular component: membrane.